This is a messenger RNA of Salvia splendens (bonfire salvia), 1429 nucleotides long. RefSeq lists its product as uncharacterized. NCBI's taxonomy places the organism in Eukaryota, Viridiplantae, Streptophyta, Magnoliopsida, Lamiales, Lamiaceae. The coding region runs from base 133 to 1125 and encodes 330 amino acids. The transcript has 3 exons. The record is from RefSeq and is a predicted model, not a curated record.
UUAAGUCGUUUACCCUAAUAUCCCUCUCCUCCUCUCCUCUUCUUUCUCCCCAACGUCUCUUUUCCAACACAAAAAAAGAAAAAAUAAAAAAAUAAAAAAAAAUUCGAAAAUCAAAGAAAAAAGGAGAUAACAAUGGGGAAGCUAAUCUGCGACUCGACGGCGUCGUCCCCGGUGAUCCUGUGGCGUGAUCCGACCACCACCCCCUCCUCCGAUCAGGCGUCGGUUCCGCCACCGCAGCCGGAGAUCGCGUGGGAGAGCGUGCCGAGUCUGGAGGACCAGCAGAAGAGGCAUCUCACGCGCCUCUACAACAAGGGGGUCCUCUGGAAGCACCCGGAGGAUAAAAACCUCAACAUUGUGUUCAGGCUCGCCCACGGCGGAGAGGUCGAAGCGGACGGUAACUGCCUCUUCACGGCGGCGCGUAAGUCCAUGGGCGUCGAGGCGGCUGCGCGUGAGCUCCGCCUGAGGACGGUGAAACGCUUCGUCGAGGAUCUCGGAUCGGUGGACGAGGUGACGAGGAGGUUCAUCGAAUCGGCGAUUAGGCACAUGUACACGCCAGAUCUGCAGUCAGGUUGGGGGAUCCAUGUGGUCCAGGAGGUUAAGCUGUUGGCCAAAAAGGAAGAUCGGGUGGGUUUGGAUUCCGCCAUUGAUGAGCUUGUGCAGCUCGGUAUGCACAGAGAAAUGGCUGCUGAGUCUAUUUUCAAAGAAAGAUGUGUAGCUGUAGAUGAUGGACUGAGUUGGUCCAAGUACAUGUCCAUAUCAGGCUCCGGGGAUGACGAAUACGAUAUCAUCAAUCUGCAAUAUACUGAGGAGGGUUUAUUGACAGUGGAUGAAAACAGAGACGGCCAUGCGGCUGCCUUUGGAGAUGACAUAGCAAUAGAAUGUCUUGCCACAGAGUUCAAAAGAGAAAUCUUUGUGCUGCAAGCACACGGAUCGGAUGCGAUGGUUGAUGAGGACAACUGUGUAUUCUUCUUGCCUCAUCGGCCAAGGAGUGAGAUAUGCGAGCCACCAUUCUUUCUGUUCAUGAAAGGAACGGGAUGGUGCGGGGCUGGAGCAGAUCAUUAUGAGCCUUUGGUGGCGCACCGCUCAGUGCUUAGCUCCCCAGAGAAAGUAGCUUUGGUGCUUUAGAAUGUUUUGCGCAUUCAUUUUUGUAGGCUGUUGGGGAGAUUGUGAUCUAUCUCUAUUUUUUUUCUUCUAGUUAUUCAAUUUUUGGUUUACAAGAUUUAUGAUUUUUUGGGUAUGAGAGUAUUAGUUUUUUUUAAUUAGGGCGGCUUUUUUAUGUAGCUUAUUGUGAGGGUAGUUUUUUUAAUUUUAUUGUUGUUGUUGUUUAUAUUCUUAUGGUGUUGGAUUCAGAAUCGGAACGCCAUCUUCUGUUGUACGUACGUGUUCCAAAUGCUUGGGAUGGAAAUGAUCAACUCUAGAGUUCUAUCUA